CCUUCUUUGGUUGUUUUCAUAUUUACUUGCAGAAGGCAAAGUAUCCACACACAGUUGUGCUUUGCCUUGGACUUCGUACUUGAGACUUAGAGCUAUGAAGGAGAGUGGCAGGAAACAAGGUGCAGUUUCGCCAUGCGCCGCAUGCAAGCUUCUUCGCCGUAGAUGUGCUCAGGACUGUGUCUUUGCUCCUUACUUUCCGGCUGAUGAGCCACAUAAGUUUGCCAGUGUGCACAAGGUGUUUGGAGCAAGCAAUGUCAAUAAGAUGUUACAGGACUUGCCGGAGCACCAGCGCAGCGAUGCUGUGAGUUCCAUGGUGUACGAAGCAAACGCCAGGGUGCGUGACCCGGUUUAUGGCUGUGUUGGAGCCAUAUCGUCCCUGCAGCAACAGAUCGACGCCCUUCAAACACAAUUGGCACUGGUGCAGGCUGAAGUAGUGCAGAUGAGAAUGAACCAAUUCACAUCCUCAACCUCCAACCAAGCCACAGAUUCACCAGAAAACGCCUCACACACAUCCAGGCUUGCUGCAUCUCCUCAGACCAAGUCCUUUUUUUCCAUGGACAUGGUGGUAGAUCAUGCCAAUAUGGUGGAGUCCCUUUGGUCAUACUAGCUUAGCAUGCCUUCUCUUUUCCAUUAUUAUUACUAUGAUGGACUUUUCUCUUUAUUGUCUGCCUCUUUUUCACUUUCUUUUGUCUUCUUUUCCUUACAUACAUAUCUCUAUAGCACAUCUCUACUUGACCACGAGACGAUGAUGAUGAUGAUCAUUAACCAUAUUGUAAAUUUUUCUAAACAUAUAAUUAUGACUGGUUAUUUAUAUAGUUAAUGGAAGUGAGUUGACUA
Vitis riparia (riverbank grape) is the source of this 837-nucleotide messenger RNA. Its product is annotated as LOB domain-containing protein 4-like. The transcript has 2 exons. Lineage: Eukaryota; Viridiplantae; Streptophyta; Magnoliopsida; Vitales; Vitaceae. The record is from RefSeq and is a predicted model, not a curated record. Bases 95 to 607 code for a protein of 170 amino acids.